UCCUGACAGCCACACAAUGACCACUAUAAAGGUCAACAGGGCAGGCUGACGGCAGCCCAGGAAGGGACAAAGGCCAGACGCCGCUAGGCAGCUGUUCAGUGAGAGGGUCUGCCUCCCAGAAUGGAGAAAUUUAAGGCUGCCAUGCUCCUGGGGAGUGUUGGUGAUGCUCUUGGCUACAGAAAUGUCUGUGAGGAGAAUAGUGCCUUGGGCACAAAGAUCCGGGAGGAGCUGCAAAGUUCUGGGGGCCUAGACCACCUCGUGCUGUCACCAGGAAAGUGGCCCGUGAGUGACAACACUGUCAUGCACAUCACGACCGCUGAGGCCCUCACCACAGACUACUGGUGCCUGGAUGACCUCUACCGGGAGAUGGUGAGGCGCUAUGUCGACAUCAUCGAGAAGCUUCCAGAACACCGGCCAGACCCAGCUACUAUCGAAGGCUGCUCUCAGCUGAAGCCAGAUAACUACCUGCUUGCCUGGCACACGCCCUUCAGUGAAAAGGGUUCAGGAUUCGGAGCUGCCACUAAAGCCAUGUGCAUUGGCAUGCGGUACUGGGAGCCGAGGCGUCUAGAGACCCUCGUCGAGGUCAGCCUUGAGUGUGGCAGGAUGACCCAUAACCACCCCACAGGCUUCCUUGGGUCUCUGUGCACCGCCCUGUUCUCGUCUUAUGCUGCACAAGGAAAGCCGCUCGUGCAGUGGGGCAGAGACAUGCUGAGGGUGCUCCCACUGGCCGAGGAGCAUUGCCGGAAAACUAUCCGGCACAUGGCAGAAUACCAGGAGCAUUGGUUUUACUUUGAAGCUAAAUGGCAGUUUUAUUUGGAGGAGAGAAAAAUCAGUGAAGACACAGAUGAUAAAGCCACCUUUCCCAACAAUUAUGAUGCUGAGGAGAGGGACAAGACCUACAGAAAGUGGAGCUCAGAGGGCCGAGGGGGAAGACGAGGCCACGAUGCCCCCAUGAUUGCAUACGAUGCCCUCCUAGGAGCAGGUGACAGCUGGACGGAGCUGUGUCACCGAGCCAUGUUCCACGGAGGUGAGAGUGCAGCCACAGGCACCAUAGCUGGCUGCCUAUUCGGACUGCUGUACGGCCUGGACCCUGUCCCCAGAGGCCUAUACCAGGAGCUGGAGCACCGGGAGCAGCUGGAGAACUUGGGUGCAGCCCUGCACCGCCUGUCCUCUGAGGAGAAGUAAAGCUUUCUGCCCCUGCAGGCCUCCCUCUCCCUGUCCAGCCCCACAGCCCUCACGGCCAUACACAGUACAUUGUUUGUCCUGCUCUUGUUCUCCAGUGCCUGCCUGGGGCCCAGACUAACACCUAGACUAACACUGCUUGCUGAGUCCUCCAGCAGCACUAACUGCCCUCCCGAGCUGCCCUCCCGGCAGCAAGUGCGUUUGUGUCCUAAGGGAAACAGAUGUGCCGAACCCUGCCCUUAACCUUCCAGCCCAGGUUUUAAUCACACUAGAUGUUUAAGAUCAACCUCUUUUGGAGCAACUUACUGAGAAAACCAAGAAAUAAAUGCCUCGUGCCGUCUUCCUGGUAGUCAGCCUUUGUGGCAGGUCAGUGUCACAAGUUAGUGGGCCUUUGGCCUGCUGCAGCCCUGCUCCCUCCAGCUCCCUGAUAAGGAAGCAGCUGCACCUGUGGCUGGUACUUCUGCUCUGGAGAGGCCUUGAAAUAGAGAAUACUUAGUCUUAAAAUAAGUUUGGACACAAUUUUUUCAAGUAGCAUCUGGUGUGAAUAAAACAGCAGUUGUGACCGAUGUUCCGCUCUGUGCUUGGCAGUACAGCUGAGCCUGUCUUGUUUCUUGUGAUGCACUUUCGUCUAAGGGCCUCUGAGCAGGGCCAGAGCCCUCCAUGGAAGCUUCCUGCACUCUGCAGAGCAGACGAGGCCAGGCAGAAAGCGUCUACCUGCUGGGAUCUGGGAUAGCAUCUGAAAUGCAGACAUCUGACUCCCAUAGGAUUUGUCUUCUCUUAAAGGUUGAUUUGGAUGGGAAAGUGCUGGAUGUCUUUAUCUUCUCGCUGGGUCUGUUUAUUUUUUUAAUAGACAGAAUCUCACUCUGUUGCCCUGGCUACAGUGCAGUGGUGGAAUCAUAGCUCACAGUAACCUUGAACCCCUGGCUGAAGCAAUCCUCUUACCUUGGCCUCCCAAAGUGCCGGAACUACAAGCACAUGCCCCCACCCUCACCUAAUACUUUAUAGAGAGGGGCUCUAAAGAUGUUGCAUAGGCUGGUCUCAGACUCCUGCCUCAGUAAUGAGAUUACAGGUGUGAGCCUCCGCACCUGGCCUCACUUAGGGUUUUUAUGUGAGUGGACAGAUAGAUAGGAAAGGCUGGCGGACUCUGCAGGAGCCGGCCCCAGACUCUCUGCUUACAGCUAGCUGGGUGAAGCCUUCUGGGAACUGCCGUACUCCAUCCCCCAGGCACCACCCCAUGCCCCUUGCCCUGGAGGAACUGCCCCUG
This is a messenger RNA of Nycticebus coucang (slow loris), 2446 nucleotides long. It is a transcript of the gene ADPRHL1, whose product is annotated as ADP-ribosylhydrolase like 1. The transcript is spliced from 7 exons. Bases 121 to 1185 code for a protein of 354 amino acids. Gene Ontology annotation, biological process: protein de-ADP-ribosylation. The record is from RefSeq and is a predicted model, not a curated record. Gene Ontology annotation, molecular function: ADP-ribosylarginine-[protein] hydrolase activity; magnesium ion binding. NCBI's taxonomy places the organism in Eukaryota, Metazoa, Chordata, Mammalia, Primates, Lorisidae.